Diuraphis noxia (Russian wheat aphid) is the source of this 1386-nucleotide messenger RNA. RefSeq names its product aldehyde dehydrogenase-like. NCBI's taxonomy places the organism in Eukaryota, Metazoa, Arthropoda, Insecta, Hemiptera, Aphididae. The record is from RefSeq and is a predicted model, not a curated record. Gene Ontology annotation, molecular function: oxidoreductase activity, acting on the aldehyde or oxo group of donors, NAD or NADP as acceptor.
GUUAAUUUGGCUGUUAAUGCAGCAAAGGCUGCAUUUCAACCAAAUUCUGAAUGGCGUACAAUGGACGCAUCUGCGCGAGGCAAAUUGAUCUAUAAGUUUGCAGAAUUGAUUGAAAAAAACAAAAUUAAUUUGGCAAAUUUAGAAUCAUUAGACAAUGGAAAACCUUAUAAUAGUUCUUUAUUAGACGUACAGUUGGCUGUUUCAACUCUUCAAUACUAUGCUGGAUUUGCUGAUAAAAUUCAUGGGAAAACUAUACCAUCAGAUGGGCCAUAUUUUACUUUCACCAAAUGUCAACCUGUCGGAGUAGUUGGAUCAAUUAUACCUUGGAACUAUCCAAUUGCUAUAGCCACAAUAAAAUUGGGACCAGCACUUGCUACUGGAUGUACUGUUGUAUUAAAGCCAGCUGAACAAACUCCUCUUACUGCUCUGUAUCUGGCUGCAUUAUCUAAAGAGGUGGGAUUUCCUGAUGGAGUCAUUAACGUUGUACCUGGGUAUGGUCCAACUGCAGGUAAAGCUAUAGCUAGCCAUCCGGAUGUAAAUAAAGUGACCUUUACUGGAUCAACAGAAGUUGGAAAAUUAAUUAUGGAAGAAGCUGCCAAGUCUAAUUUAAAACGUGUAUCAUUAGAAUUAGGUGGUAAAAGUCCUCUUGUAAUAUUCGAUGAUUUUGAUGUUGACGAGGCUGUUAAGAUUGCUCAUGAUUCAAUAUUUGUCAACAUGGGUCAAAAUUGUUGUGCUGCUUCUAGAACAUUUGUUCAAGAAAACAUUUAUGAUGAAUUUGUUAAGAAAGCCGCAAAAUUAGCAUCUAAUAAGAAAGUUGGCGACCAAUUUGAUGUUGAUACACAAAUAUGGCCUUUAGUAAGUGAAGAACAAUACAACAAAGUUUUGAGUUAUAUUGAAUCUGGUAAAAAAGAAGGUGCCAAAUUAGAAGCUGGUGGAUCCAAAGUUGGUGACACAGGUUAUUAUGUGUACCCUACUGUAUUCUCAAACGUAACUGACAAUAUGAAAAUUGCCAGAGAAGAAAUAUUUGGACCGGUUCAGCAGAUUAUUAAAUUCAAAACAUUAGAUGAAGUGAUAAACCGAGCUAAUGACACUAAAUAUGGAUUAGCUGCUGGAAUACUAACUAAGAAUAUGGAUAUUGCAAUGAAGUAUAUGGACAAUAUUAAUGCUGGUGCAGUCUGGAUUAACAGUUACCUUGUCUUCUCGGCACAAAUCACAUUUGGUGGAUUUAAUCAAUCUGGAAUUGGUAGAGAAUUAGGAGAAGAUGGUUUAAAAGAAUACUUGGAAAUCAAAACUGUCUCCAUUAGACAAUAAAUUUCAUACAAUAUUACAAGCAAACACAAAAUAUAUUGUAUACAAUAUACAUUAGUAUGUAAUUUAAAUAUUCCU